AAUAAAUGACGAAAAAGAAUGUUAUUGUUUAUGUGCAACCUCCUUUCUGCCACAAAAAGUCGAUUUACCGAAAACUACCGAAAAUUGCCUAAGGAAUCUACCGAUGGCAAACAAAUCGGCGUGGCAACACUGUGUGAAGUGUCUUCAGACUUGGUGGAGAGAGGACGUGUUUUUCCGUGCUCCAGAGCUAAGUGUUUGAUUUUGGAGUACCACCAUCUUGGCUUCGCCCGAGUCAGUCAUCAGAGUAGACUGUCCGAUUGGAAACAGUCAAGUCUUCUCAACCAGUGUUCCCACCGGCCAAACUAGCUUGGUCUUUCCAGUGACUUCCACUACCCUUGUAGACAACUGAAUUUGGGACUUUUGUCCACGGACUCUUGGCUACAUCGCUCUACUUCCACGAGGACUAUUUUCUCCACAAGCAUCCAGGAACAUCUGUUUGGAUUCUCCCCACCCAUUUUCUGACAAGUUUACUUGUAAAUACUCCUGUACUGUCAUUUUUCUGCAUAGAUUACCCGGACAGUUGUCAUAGAGUAGUGAGUGCGUCAGGCAAAAAUUUUCUCUGACUAGUGCGUCGUGCAGUUACUUAGGUUUCUUGCUUUAUUUUAUAUUUUAUCUGUUUCUCUCUGCUCUAUUGACCAGUAGGUUUAUAGUGCAGAGUUUCCUCUGGCAUUUGGGCCACCCUAUACACACUUCACUUUGUCUCUCGUCACGAUGUCCACUAGCUCGGUUGAGGAAUUUGUUAGCGACUCGCACAGAGUUCUUGAUGAACUAAAGGGAUACUGUGCAAAUAAUUACGCUAGCAAGUUGGGGGCUAGAGAGAGUGUACGUUAUAUUUCAGAGCAUUUUACCAUGAUUAUCAAUAUGGCCGUCAGCUUAUUAAAAGCUAGCUGUACUACUGAAAUUCUUGAACAAAGAUUGGCCAACCUUGCCACCAAAGAAGACCUAAUAGAGACGACCACCAUGCAAAACGAGAAAUUUACUUUAGCCAUCAGGGAAGUGAAAGAGGAGAUUGAUAAACUGUGCAAGGUGCAACAUCAUAGUCCCUUGGGUGAGAAUGGAUCUCCCACUAUUAGCUAUAGCGAUGCUCUAAAGAGGGAUAUCAGGCCACCUCAACCCACUCUUGAACCCCCAAUGCCAAUACACACUGUUCUCGUAUUUAGUGACAACAAAGAAAACAGCUCGGAAAAAACGCGGGCUUUGCUUACUAACAACAUAAAUCCAAGGGAGGUUGGGUUAGGGGUCAAGAGGCUUAGGAAAAUUAAUAAUGGAGGUGUGGCUGUUGACUUAGUGGACGUUAGUGACGUGGAAUUCCUUCAAGAAAAGGUGAAUGACAUUCCGGGUUUGAGCGCAAGAAUUGCCAAGAAACAACGACCUUUAUUAAAAUUAGCUUUUGUCCCUAUUUCUGUUCCAAGGGAAACUCUUACAAAGUCUAUUUAUGAGCAAAAUCUUCAUUUCCACACUUCAAGCAGCUAUGAAAGUUACGAAAUGUUUGAGAGCGACGUCCAAGUUAAAUUUCCAAUUAAACAAAGAGAUCCUAAUUACAUAACAUGGGUUAUCCAGGUUUCUCCAGAAAUAAGGGAAAUGUUGCUCAAAAAGGGGAAAAUUUGUGUAGAAUGGACUAGAUGCCCAAUUUACGACUUUGUGCCGACAAAUCAAUGUUUUAGGUGCUUAAGAUUUGGGCAUCGUGCUCGUGAUUGUAUGUUGCAAACAAUGGUUUGCAGUCACUGUGGCGAGGAUCACCUGUUUAAGGACUGCACCAACAAACACAAGAGACCAAGGUGUGCAAACUGUGUCAGAGAAAAUAAUAAAGAACAUGAUCAUAACACCAUGGACAGACGCUGCCAGACCUAUUUAAGGGCUAAGGCCCAGGCUAUUGAGCGCACCGACUACGUCUCCUAACAGUGGUUCGUGUUCCGUCUCGUAUUUUCCUAUUUUAAUGUUUAUCAACUUUAUUUUUCCCUGUAUACAUUUUACUGUACCGCUGUAUUGUUAUUCAUCCUACAAUUGAUGUUAUCUUUACACUGUACUCACUGUAUUUUGAGCUCUACAUCUCCUACAUCUUGUACAUCCUUAAUUGUAUGUGUUUUGUAACCAUGUAUUUAAUGAACUAUUUAUGUACGGGCAUGCAUUCCAGUGCAACGACUGUUCUGUGUUUCUUCUCUGACUGUGUAGCUUACUUUUAUCAUAUUUACUUAUUUCUGUUCGUUAUUUGUGUUACCAGUUUAACUGUUUGUAUUUCUAACAUUGUACUUGUUACCACCGGGUAGUGCGUACUGCGCAACCCGGAAUGUACCAUGUGUAUGUAAAGGAGUCUUCGAUAAAUCUACAUAUCAAAAUGAUAUUAACACACAAAGUUUUGCUAUGAAACGAUCUUUAUGGAUUAAUAUCAUUUUGAUAUGUAGAUUUAUCGAAGACUCCUUUUUCUAAGAAAUUUCUUUAGAUACUAAUAAAUUAAACAAUAUUUUUGUACUACACAUUUUACCAAUAGUAAACUUCGAGAUCAGAGUCGGAGUCGAAAGAAUUUUACCGAAGUCUGGAGCUGUCUAAAUUCACACGGGUACUCAGCGAGUUUUCUCCAAAACUUUAAGAAAAUCUUUCAACCGAAGAGUAGAAAAACUCAUUUUGUAUAGUAGUAUAUACUUUACAUACGAAGAAAGGAAAAAAUUAGUUCAAAUAUGGUAUAUAGCAGUGGCGCAUUAUUGCUUCGUGGGGCCCUUUGACGUAUCGGAGGUCCUAUGUACAGUGUUAACUUCAGACGUUUUUCUUCGGGGGAACUAUUUUCUUAUAAAAGAUUGGUGUGGACCUCAGUCAAUUUUCCUUUUUGUCCAUAGGAUAACGUUAGACUGGUAUGCCUAUGUAAAUAGUAUUAAAAGUGCAAUAAAGUGUACACGUUGUUAUAUUUUUGUUUUGUUUCCCCUUUUAUAUUUCAAAUAUAUUUGAUAUUAAAUGUUUUUUGUUCCAGUCGUUUUGUUAUCGAUUGAUUACAUUAUGACUCGCCCUUUACUAAGCCUGAGAUGCUGGGAAGUGGAAUUUUUGGUGGAAGUAGAAGUGGCAUUUUUUUGAAACUGUUUCCGCCGUGUGAGCACGAAGAUGGCCUUUUUCUAAACUAGUCUAUUAAGGAUUC
Centruroides sculpturatus (bark scorpion) is the source of this 3124-nucleotide messenger RNA. RefSeq lists its product as uncharacterized. The coding region runs from base 712 to 1899 and encodes 395 amino acids. Gene Ontology annotation, molecular function: nucleic acid binding; zinc ion binding. The record is from RefSeq and is a predicted model, not a curated record. NCBI's taxonomy places the organism in Eukaryota, Metazoa, Arthropoda, Arachnida, Scorpiones, Buthidae. The transcript has 2 exons.